UUGACAUUCGUUUGUUUGACAGUUUGUUAUCAAGUUAUUAUAACCAAACAAGCCGUGCUUGAACAUAUUUAUUUACGGAAAUCACCAUUAUUGUGCCUGUAUUUACAUCAUCUGUGAUUACUUCGUACGGCGAGGAGGCGUACGCACAUUGCAAUGGCAUCAGGACUCGAAAACUACGUCAACCAAACAGUUUCAGUGAUAACUGCAGACGGUCGUAACUUUAUCGGGACUUUGAAAGGAUUUGAUCAGACAAUAAACAUAAUUUUGGAUGAAUCGCAUGAAAGAGUGUUUUCUUCAUCUACUGGCGUGGCCCAAGUAGUGUUAGGACUGCAUAUAAUUCGAGGCGACAACAUAGCAAUCGUCGGACAAAUAGAUGAAUCUAUAGACAGCAGACUUGAUCUUGGGAAUAUAAAAGCUGAACCUUUAGGGCCUAUAGUACACUAAUGUAUUGCUAUUUUACUUAAGAUAAUGUAAUAAAUAAAUACCUCUUUUAAAAACA
Messenger RNA from Pectinophora gossypiella (pink bollworm), 499 nucleotides. RefSeq names its product U6 snRNA-associated Sm-like protein LSm8. Gene Ontology annotation, molecular function: RNA binding. The transcript has a single exon. NCBI's taxonomy places the organism in Eukaryota, Metazoa, Arthropoda, Insecta, Lepidoptera, Gelechiidae. The record is from RefSeq and is a predicted model, not a curated record. Gene Ontology annotation, cellular component: precatalytic spliceosome; U6 snRNP; U4/U6 x U5 tri-snRNP complex. Bases 154 to 444 code for a protein of 96 amino acids. Gene Ontology annotation, biological process: mRNA splicing, via spliceosome.